CGCGCGCGCGUGCGUGAAGGCAGCGCGCGCACCAGGAGUGCGUGUGGCUGCGGGGAGCGGUGGUCGCGCGCAGGAAGCGAGCGCCGCCCGCACCGCAGCAGGUGCCAGUGGCGCGCCGGAGGAGGUGUGAGCCUUGUAUGUAGCAUAUGGCAGAAAUUGAGGCCAAGCCGUGAGAGGCCCUGAGGUUAAGGUCCUGUGCCUUCCAUACUUGUCAGCUGCUGUGGAUGGCCCCGGCUGUCUCGACUGCCCUUCCCGAUAGGAUGUCACUGAGGUCCCUGAAGUGGAGCCUGCUGCUGCUGUCUGUGCUGAGCUUCCUGGCGAUGUGGUACCUCAGCCUUCCGCACUACACUGCCACCGAGCGCGUCAACUGGGCGUACUUCUAUGAGUACGAGCCAGUUUACAGGCAAGACUUCCGCUUCACGCUCCGGGGACAUUCGAACUGCGCUCAGCAGAGCCCGUUCCUGCUCAUCCUUGUGACCUCGCGCCCCGCAGAUGUGAAAGCCAGACAAGCCAUUAGAGUUACCUGGGGUGAAAAAAAGUCCUGGUGGGGAUAUGAGGUUCUUACAUUUUUCUUAUUAGGCCAGCAGGCUGAAAGGGAAGACAAAAUGUUAGCCUUGUCCUUAGAGGAUGAACAUCUUCUCUAUGGCGACAUUAUACGGCAAGAUUUUUUAGACACAUACAAUAACUUGACCUUGAAAACCAUUAUGGCUUUCAGGUGGGUAACUGAAUUUUGCCCCAAUGCCAAGUAUGUCAUGAAAACAGACACUGAUGUUUUCAUCAACACUGGCAAUUUAGUCAAGUAUCUUUUAAACUUAAACCACUCAGAGAAGUUUUUCACGGGGUAUCCUCUAAUUGAUAACUAUUCCUAUAGAGGAUUUUUCCAGAAAAACCAUAUUUCAUACCAGGAGUACCCUUUCAAGGUGUUCCCUCCCUACUGUAGUGGGCUGGGCUACAUUAUGUCCAGCGACCUGGUGCCAAGGAUCUAUGAAAUGAUGGGUCAUGUGAAACCCAUCAAGUUCGAAGACGUUUACGUCGGCAUCUGUUUGAACUUGUUAAAAGUGGACAUUCAUAUUCCAGAAGACACAAAUCUCUUCUUUCUGUAUAGAAUACACUUGGAUGUAUGUCAGCUCCGACGUGUGAUCGCGGCCCAUGGCUUCUCUUCCAAGGAGAUCAUUACGUUUUGGCAGGUUAUGCUGAGGAACACCACGUGCCAUUAUUAAGCCUGU
Messenger RNA from Acomys russatus (golden spiny mouse), 1226 nucleotides. It is a transcript of the gene B3galnt1, whose product is annotated as beta-1,3-N-acetylgalactosaminyltransferase 1 (globoside blood group). The transcript is spliced from 3 exons. Gene Ontology annotation, molecular function: N-acetyl-beta-D-glucosaminide beta-(1,3)-galactosyltransferase activity. Lineage: Eukaryota; Metazoa; Chordata; Mammalia; Rodentia; Muridae. The record is from RefSeq and is a predicted model, not a curated record. Gene Ontology annotation, cellular component: membrane. The coding region runs from base 225 to 1220 and encodes 331 amino acids.